This is a messenger RNA of Danaus plexippus (monarch butterfly), 4185 nucleotides long. Its product is annotated as ankyrin repeat domain-containing protein 12. The record is from RefSeq and is a predicted model, not a curated record. Gene Ontology annotation, cellular component: extrinsic component of mitochondrial inner membrane. Lineage: Eukaryota; Metazoa; Arthropoda; Insecta; Lepidoptera; Nymphalidae. The coding region runs from base 100 to 4143 and encodes 1347 amino acids. The transcript has 7 exons.
CAAUUCUAACAGAUGUGUGUUGAUAUUUGUAAUGUUCAGACGUCGCUCGAUUAAUAUAUCAAAAGUGAAAGUUCACAGUGAUUUAAUAUUAUUUUGAAGAUGAAUACAAAGAAAAGUAAGAGUAAAAAUAAAUCUAAACCAAUUCAGGUUGAAGAAAAUAAUAUCAUUUUAAAUGAAAAUCAGGAUACGAAUCUUAAGACUAGUAACCCAGCGGAAGACAACAUAGGUGUUUCAGAUAAUAAUACGACAGAAGAUGUUCCCAAAAAGCCAAAAAGAACAAAAGGUAAAAAAAAGCAAAAUAUAUUAGUAGAAGAUAAUAAAAUAACAGAAAAAGAAAGCGCUCCUAAACAUCAAGAAUUAAGUAUACAAAAUAUAGAAGAUUCUGAGGAAUUAAUAAAGGAAGCUCAAAUUGUACAUAAGAAGAAAAGCAAGACUAAACAUCCUAGUGCACAGUUCAAGACAGAUGGAAUAAAUUUAUGUGCACCGGUUGAAGAAUCUUGUAUAAAAGAAGUACUCAGUGUUCCUAUUAUAGAGGUGGAUUCGAAUGAAAGUACAAAUGUAACCACUACUAAAGAGAUUUCUUCCCAAAAAAAGAAGAAAAAAAAGAAAAAUAGACACGAUUCUGAAAAAUCUGACCAGAAUAGCCAGGCAAGCUGUACCCUAGCUUUUCAAAAACUUAUCCAAUCUUCUGAUCAUGAUGAAAUCUCAGACUCAGAGAAAAUAAAUGAGGUAACGGAAUCAGAAAAAAAUACAGAAGCUGUUUCAAAUAUAUCUUCUAACAUUAUAGUUGAAAACAAUUCAGAACAAUCAUCAAAAGAUGUUAUAAAUUCUGAGGUUUUAAAACCUAAAAAGAAAAAUAAAAAAGGAAAAAAGCAUCCACCUAUAGAACAUCCCGAGGCUGAAAUUGAAAACAAAGAAUCCCAUCCAACAAAAGAUGAACACGAAGAUAAGAAUUUAAACGACAACACCAGUUUUAUAGAAGUUAGUCCAAAACCAAAAGCUAAAAUAAUCAAACCUGUUGAAAGUAAACGGAAGGUAAAGAGAAAUUUACAGGAAUUAAAGAAUGAGAGCGUUUCGGAUCCAUCAACUGAAUGUGUAAUUCUUGAUUAUAAAAGAAAAGAUACAACUUUACAGACAAAAGAUAAAGAUAUAAUCGAAGCUAAUAUUGAUGAUAAUAUAAAAAUUGACAAAGAACUUAAAGACCAAGAUAUUUCAUUUAAGAAUUCAUCUGGAUCAAAUUUUAAAGACGGAAACGAAAUUUCAGAUUUAACACAAACUUGUGAACAAUUUACGUCAGAAGAAUUAAAAUCAGAUUUUAGUGAUUUUGAAACGGUUACUGGCAAAUCCGCUAAAAAUAAGAAGAAAAAGAAUAAAAAUAUUCAAGAAUCGUCGAUAAAUAAACCCGAAAACAUUAAAGAUAUUCAACAAAAUUUAGAAAUUCAGAAUGACCCUGAUGUAAUAAAAUCUAAACGUAACGAUAUAGAAAUCGUACCUGAUUUUAUAGAUUAUCCUCGGUCUUUGAGUCAAUUAGUGGUUGACAAUAAUAACAACACAAUUAUUCAAGAAAUAAAUACACCUGAAGAAGUAAAGCUAGAUAUUCCUAUCUGUAAUCCAACACCUGUAAUUCAGGGUUCUGGGGAAUCACCAGAAGUUCAAAUUGUUAAGGAAAAUAUUAAUAUCACUGAAAUAGAUUUAAAAACUCCCAAUAAAGUCUCACCUACUGAAAAAACAGAUAUCAAAUCCAAAAUGAUUGAAGUUAAUCGUGAUAUGGAGGAGCUCAGGCGUUCCAUAGAAAGAUCUUUAGCAGAACUUACAAAUACUGAAAAAACAGAAAAUGAAAUUGAAAAAGAAUUUGAGGAAAUAUUCCAAAGUCAGUGCCAGGAAUCGACUGAAGUGGAAGUCGCAGUUGGCGAAAUAAAAACUGCAAUUGUUGAUAAUAAUUUAUCAGCCCUUAAAAUUGAAUGCGUAGAGAAUGUAGAUGAGCCACAUAACAUGUCUAAAUCAUGUCCUCUUGAAGAAAAAAAUGUAGCAUCAGAGGUCAGUGAAUCUAAAGAUGCAUCUCAAAAUUCUAAAUUUAACAUACAAAUUGUUGCGCCAGUGUGCCCAGCACGUAAAGAAAAAGGUAAAGGCAAAUCAAAGAAAAAGGCUAUACAAAGUAAUUCCAGUACUCAAACUAGUACUCCAAAUACAUCAACAAGUGGAACAGGUGCUGUUGCAAAGAGUUCAGAUACCAAAGAGCAGAAAUCAAAAAAAGAAGAGAAGUCAAAUCAAAAAUCUGAUGAUACAGAAAGAAAAGACAAAGCGAAGAAGAGAACAGCAGAAGAAAAUGAUGGUAGUGACUUUCAAGACAAAAAGAGGUCUUUAACUUUAGAUUUAAAUUAUGAACCUAUCGAAAAAUUUGAAGACGCUUUGACUUCAAGCGCGGAUGACGUCAAUCAAACUUUUGAUCUUAUCGCGAACGAUACAAGUACAAUUCCAGGUACUUCCAUAUAUCAAAAUAAUCCAGAAAUAAAUAUAAUAGCACCCACAGAGUACACAGAAGUUGAAGAAAAAGAAAAGCAAAAAGAAAAAAAGAAGCAAAAAGAAAGACCAGUUUCACAGCCAAAAAACUUAUUAGGCCCCACCAACAUUCCUGUACAAUCGAAUAAAUGUGAUUAUAAAAAGGAAAAAUUAAAAAAACCUGACUGUAUACAAGCCAAAGUAAAAGUAAAGGAUUCUGUUGACAUUAAAAAAGAAUCAAAGGAACGAGCGGAAACAAGGAGAGACAAAACAGGAGAACUUUUAGAUAAAAAUAAUCAAAAUAAACCUUUCCUUCAUACAAAUGAAGACUUGGUUUACAAAUAUAAUUUUAGGAAAGUAUUCCUUCAAAGCGUGUGUAACGUUUGCCAAAAGGAAUUAAAACAACGAAUUCCUUGUCCAUUCUGUUCCUUGGUUUUUUAUUGCAGUUCGAAGCAUAAAGAUGAAAACUGGCCACAACAUCAACCACUUUGUUUCGCCGUGUCUACUAUUGCCCAUUUAAAAGAUCAAAAACAUAUUUACGCGGACUUGAAAAACAUAACCGGCCAGGAAUACCGAAUUUUAAGAAUGCAAAUAAUUUUAUCUUGCGAAAAGAUAUUAAAAAGAAACUUACUGGCCUGGGAACAGGAGGCACUUCUUUAUCCUAGAAUCUGCGCAGACGUUUGCUGUAGGGAAUGGCGGCAAGAGAAGCUUACUGAUUGUGUGAAUUGUGGACAGGUUUCAUACUGUUCUGACCAUCCGGAACAUUUGCCUUCAUCUCAUCAACGUUGGUGCAAAUCGUAUGCUCUGUAUCAAAAAUUGGUUUUGCACCAUCAGACCUUUGGUAAAUUGAUGCCAAAGUUGCCAAAGAAAGUGUUCGAAAAUUGGCAAAUUCCUGAUAACAUGAACGAAGUUAUUGGUUCCAUGUAUGACGAGAAAUUAGAUAUCAGUGACAUACAGUACGCAACCCUAACACAAAUUGCGACUGCGCCGCUAACCACGAUGUUUUGCUAUCAGCUGUUCAUUAAACGACAUUUGUCUUUGACAAACGGAUUGAAAAAGAAAUCUAGUUUUACUAUCCACUCCCUUGGUAACGAUCUCCAAUCUGAGGCGGAUUCUUUGAACAAGUGGGAGACAUUUUUCCUCCACCUCCUGUCCGAAGCCAAGGAGCUGCGAGUCGUUCUUAUUGACCCGGAUCUUAACCAUUCUAAGCUACCCUUAGAAUUGCUCGGAAAAGUCAAAUUAUGCGAAGACUGUCAAAUGAACAAUCGUCGUCUGCUGUUUGAUUUCGAAGAUAAGAAAAGUUAUGACGAGUAUUACUCGAGCAGUGAUUUCGUUUUUCCUGACAUUGUGUGUGCCUUCAACCCAAAGAUUCAACGUUCUUCCACCUAUAUUAAGGACGUUUGGCCGUCUACUAUAAAAUAUAUUCUGAAACAAAAGAUUCCAUUUAUUAUCACAUCGAGCACUCUAGAGGAACUCAAACAAGAUUUGGGACGUAUAAAAGAGAUUUCGACUUCCUACGACGUGAUAUCCAAUCCAAUAUCCAAUCCCUUCGCAAGUAUUAGACCAGAUAGAAACUUCAUCACGGACCACGAGGCGCCCUUGAUUUUUAAAAAUCAUUUCUAUAGCAUACUGUGUGGAGCCUAGUUAUGCAUGCUGUGUUGUUUUGAAAUAAAUUAUAGAAUUUUA